AUGAAAAUCGGCGCCUUGCUUUCCGGUGGGAAAGAUUCGCUGUUCGCCCUUCACGCUGUAGUUGCAUCGGGCCACGAUGUCACGUGUAUUGGCCACAUUUAUCCCGAGGAUGGCGGCGAGCCCGACUCGGAAAUGUACCAAUCUGUCGCUACAGAAGGAAUCUCACUCGUUGCUCAAGCGCUUGAAUUGCCCAUCUUCACGCAAGGCUCUAAAAGCAAGUCCAACUGCUCAACCAUGGACUACACACCAUCAGAAGGCGACGAAGUGGAAGAUCUCUACCUUCUUCUGGCAAAAAUGAAGAAACAGAUGCAAAUUGAUGGAAUUUGCUGCGGUGCUCUUCUUUCAGAUUACCAGCGAGUACGAGUUGAGUCCGUUUGCAGCCGACUUGGGCUGGUUUCACUCGCUCCGCUUUGGCAAAAAGAUCAGAAGCAGUACAUCCAGGACUUGUCGCAACUUGGCUUCGAGGUCGUCAUUGUAAAAGUGGCGGCGCUGGGAUUAAACCGGAAGCACGUCGGAAAGCUGCUUCACGAGCUGACCCCGACGCUCUUAACUUUGGAAGAGAAAUUCGGAGUACAUCCGGCGGGCGAAGGUGGCGAAUUCGAAUCGUUCGUGACCGACUGUCCUCUCUACAAGAAGAAAAUCGCUCUAGAGGAGACAGAAACGAUCUUGCACUCGGAUGACUUCGACGCCCCGGUUUACUACCUCCAAAUAAAGAAAGCUUCUUUAGAGACCAAGAGUUUCCGGCAGUCAGAAAGCGGAAACGCGGAUUGGAGGCUUUCGCCAGCGAUGCGACAGUAUCGAUCAGAUGCAGCGGCCGUUCCAGCAGUCACGGAGGGUAAAAUCAUCGCAUCCGAUGGUCGAUUCGUGGCGAUUUCCGGUCUCAGCUCUUCAACCCUCGCCGCCGCGCUGGAAACUGUUAAUUGCGGGCUAAAGGCGAGAGGCCUCAAUAGAGCCGACAUUGUUCAAGUGCAGCUAUUUCUCCGCGAUUUAAGUCAAUUUAACACAAUGAAUGCGGCGUACAACGAAUUCUUCAAAGGCGAGAAAAAAACGCCGACCAGGCUCUGUGUCGAAGUUGACUUGCCACCCGACCAGUCGUUCAUCAUCAACGUCUUGGCAAGAGGAGGCGACUCUGGAAACUCGAAAAGGUUGAAAGUGACUAGCCGCUCGAAUUGGGCCUGCUCCGUUGUUGGGCCAUAUUCUCAAGCUGCGCUGUUCAACGAGGAAUUGUACUUGUCCGGAAUCAUAGGUUUACGAGGGAUGGAACACCUCUUAGCGGCGGGAGCCUCAAAUCAACUGCGCCUCGCUUGUUCGCACCGCGACCAGCUGAUCGAACUGAUGGCGCCUAGCUUUCAAGCUCAGAGCAUGUACUCUUUCAUCACCUCGGAGGACAUUGCCACUGGUACCAGCAUCCGCAGCGAAGAUUUAGGGAGCUUCAGUAUCCUCGUGUCCUGUCUGCCGCGCGGGGCGUCCGUCGAGAUCGCGGCGCGCGUGAGCGCAUCUGGCUUGGCGCAUUAUUGCGCCGCUGUCGACUCGAAGUCAGAAGUGAAAGAGAUUUUUGAGAGAAGAAGAGGAAAAGCUUCCCAAAGAUUGUUUUUCGAUUUGUCAUCUUUCUGUUGCAGAAUGAACACCGCUAAGGACGAUGAAGUGAUUCGCACACGAUUGUUGCUUGACGGCGAGGGUGCGGGCGAUGACAGGAAGCUGACACUUUUAUUAAAAUCCUUUCUUCGGUGGUGCAACAGUCCGGAACCUGAUCAGGCAGCUGGACAGAAGAUUUUGCAAAUGCUCGAUCAAGCGGAAUAUCAGGUGAAGAAGUUGACAAUGAUCGCCAAGGCCAACGAGCGCCAACGACAAAAAUACAUUGACAACGAGAAAGAAGUUGAAGUUGAAAUGUCCAAUGCCUCGAAAAUGAUAGAAAAAGCAACAGCCGAGCUGAAAGAAGCGCGAAAAUACAAGUCCAAUCAGCAAGAAUACGACGCCUUUGCCAAAAUCAUCAACAAACAUCCUGACAGAGCAACGUCCAACGCCGAAAUCGAGAAAAUAAAAGAAGACAUCGACGCUUUAACUAUCGAAAAGGAAGGGCUCGAUUCCAAGCUAAACGAGAGAAGAAAAGAAGUGCAUGUCCUUCUUCAAGCGAUUCAUGGGCUGGAGCAAAAGAUGCGCAGAGUCGAGGCGGAAACGUCGAUAGAAGUCAUGGACAUUACCAUGGACGAAGAGGAAGAAGAAGAGUGA
Oikopleura dioica is the source of this 2229-nucleotide messenger RNA. The record is from the annotation of a GenBank genome assembly. Lineage: Eukaryota; Metazoa; Chordata; Appendicularia; Copelata; Oikopleuridae.